AUGGCGGCGGUCAGUCUACACCGUGCGACGACGGCGGCUUGGAUUGAUGGAGGUCAAGCGAAAAUGAGAGUCGCAGUGUACUCCAUCGUCCACCAGCAAAAAUGGCCAGAACUUCGUACCCCUUAUUUUCCUGGGAGUCUGUUUAUCAACAAUAAAAUAAAUUUCCGCAAGUCAGACAAGUAUGCUUUGUUAAUCGAAAAUGCAAGAAGCGUAAAAGACAUAAGAAUAAAAGAAAAAAUAAAGUCUGAUCAUGCUGGAAACUAUGAAGAUGAGUUGUGUGAUUUUGAUUUAUCAAAUAACAGGCUAGAUCGCAAUCCAAGGGGG
Molecule: messenger RNA, 324 nt
Organism: Striga asiatica
Lineage: Eukaryota; Viridiplantae; Streptophyta; Magnoliopsida; Lamiales; Orobanchaceae
Source: the annotation of a GenBank genome assembly